Lontra canadensis (Northern American river otter) is the source of this 1510-nucleotide messenger RNA. RefSeq names its product N-alpha-acetyltransferase 40, NatD catalytic subunit (gene NAA40). Lineage: Eukaryota; Metazoa; Chordata; Mammalia; Carnivora; Mustelidae. The transcript is spliced from 8 exons. Gene Ontology annotation, molecular function: histone H2A acetyltransferase activity; histone H4 acetyltransferase activity; protein N-terminal-serine acetyltransferase activity. The coding region runs from base 98 to 811 and encodes 237 amino acids. The record is from RefSeq and is a predicted model, not a curated record. Gene Ontology annotation, cellular component: nucleus.
CCCGCCGCCGCUCUGGUGUCGCCGACGCCGUCGCUGCCGUUGCCGCCUCCCUACCGGCAAGUGUGGGAAGGAGGAGCUGAGGGUCGCCGCUGCCGCCAUGGGGAGGAAGUCAAGCAAAGCGAAGGAGAAGAAGCAGAAGCGGUUGGAGGAACGAGCAGCCAUGGAUGCCGUCUGUGCCAAAGUGGACGCCGCCAACAGGCUUGGAGACCCUCUAGAGGCUUUCCCAGUGUUCAAGAAAUACGAUCGAAAUGGGUUAAACGUCUCCAUCGAGUGUAAGCGAGUGUCUGGACUGGAGCCAGCCACCGUGGCCUGGGCCUUCGACCUGACCAAGACCAACAUGCAGACCAUGUAUGAGCAGAGCGAAUGGGGCUGGAAGGACCGAGAGAAACGCGAGGAAAUGACAGAUGACCGAGCCUGGUACCUCAUUGCUUGGGAAAGCAGUUCGGUGCCUGUUGCCUUUUCUCACUUCCGGUUUGACGUGGAGUGCGGGGAUGAAGUCCUGUACUGCUACGAAGUGCAGUUGGAAAGCAAGGUGCGGCGGAAGGGCCUGGGGAAGUUCCUCAUCCAGAUCCUGCAGCUCAUGGCCAACAGCACACAGAUGAAGAAAGUGAUGUUAACUGUAUUUAAGCACAAUCAUGGUGCCUACCAGUUCUUCCGAGAAGCGCUGCAAUUCGAGAUCGAUGACUCUUCCCCCAGCAUGUCUGGUUGCUGUGGAGAGGACUGCUCCUACGAGAUCCUGAGCCGGAGGACCAAGUUUGGGGACAGCCAGCACUCCCAUGCGGGCGGGCACUGUGGCGGCUGCUGCCACUGAGCUCCCAAGCUAGAAUGCUCUCUCCAAGGCCUGUCCUCUCCCUGGGCUCACGUCGCUGGCCAGGUGCCCUCAGAGCUGUGGCCUCCUCAGCCCUGCGCGUGCCCGGCUGCGGCCCAAGCGCACAGGACCCCGGGGUGGAGCGGUCCGAGCCGCCCGUCCUCCGUCCUCCUGGAAGGACCGUGUGCGCUGAAGGAGCAGAGAGGAGAGGUGCUGAGGGAGGGGCUGGCGGAGGCCGGGCACGACGCGGACCCUCUCGCAGCGGCUGCCUUCUCACUCGGCCCUUGUGCCCUUGAGCACGAGGUUCCCCAGCUGCUCUGCAGGUGGAUUCCUGACAGUCCCUCCCCUCCCCCUGCCACACACACACUUGGACAAAUGGGCUGUUUUAUACCCAUCUUUAGAAAAGUCCUGGAGCCCCGGGUCAGGGUCUGGCUGGUCCCCAACGAGGACUGGACCGGGUGCAGGCUCUGGACGUAGAGACCGGCUUCGGAGGGAGUCCGGUUUUGUAGCCGAGUGCUCUGAGGGAGAUCAAGGGAAGGUCUCCUGUGCCAUGACACUGGGAGGCCAGGGAGCUCUUUCUAGCUGUGCUUCUGUGGACGGACACUUAGUGUGGAGGCAUCCCAGGGGACCGGCCCGGUAGGAGGAAGGUUCCAUCCAUCUCCUCGUCGUCGUCGAUGGGAGGACCAGGAGCAAGGUGUGGCU